UGGUAAUGAGCAUUUCGGCUAAAUACAAGCUCGUGUUAUUGAUUCAGGGAGCAGAGAAUCAUCGCAUUUCUUCUGUUCGCAUCAAAAACCAAACUUGGUAGCAGGGCGGCGUAAAGCUCAAGACCCAGAAAUCUCAGGUUAGGAGACGUCACUUUCCCACAAGGCUGACUCUGUUUCGACACCAACCAUGGAAGAGAGAGAGUUCAAGCAUUUGACCCCCGAGCAAGUCGAUUGCUUUAUGAAAUAUGGCUAUCUGCGUGUCCCAGGAUGCUUCACUCGCGAAGCUGCUGAGGAAUGGACAAAGGACGUCUGGGUGAGGCUCGGAUUUGACCCAAAAGACCCCGACACCUGGACUACGGAAAGGACCAACAUGCCCGGACACGGAGAGGUGUUGGUCAAGGAUUUCGCACCCAAGGCAUACGACGCCAUCUGCGAGUUAGUUGGAGGGGAAGAACGCAUCACCGAGGAAUCCAAGUCGUGGAGAGACAGCUUCAUCGUCAACCUGGGAACAAAGGAGCACGAAGGCAAGGAAGCCCACCCCAAAGAAUUGACCGGCUGGCAUGUGGACGGAGAUUUCUUCAUCCACUUCCUCGAUUCGCCAGAGCAGGGACUGCUGGUUAUCCCUUUGUUCACAGAUAUUCUACCCAACGGCGGUGGGACCUGGAUUUGCUCUGAAGGAAUCCCGAAGAUCGGAAAGUGGCUGUACGACCAUCCCAAGGGUGUCCUUCCGCGAAUGUCGCCCGUUGGGGGGGUAGAGAAUUUCGAAAACGGCCUGCAGUUCUACCACACAGUUGUCCAAGGCUGCGACGACGAGUCUUUUCAUGAGAUGACCGGUUCGGUGGGAGAUGUCAUCCUGCUGCAUCCCCUGAUGCUGCACUCGGCCUCCAAGAAUGGCCGCCGCUUACCCCGGAUCAUCACCAAUCCACCGGUGUCACUGGUGGAGCCUUUUAACUUCGAUCGUGAGGACGAGAGCCAGUAUAGCCUCGUCGAGCUGAAGACAAUCAAGGAGCUCGGGGGACAGGACCAGUUGAGAGGAUGGAAAAUCCAGGGGAAGAGAGACACUGUCGUGCCAGAGCGGGUGAGACGUCAAGCCAGGAUGUUGGAGGAAGAGAAGAGGAGGCUCAAGGAGCGGGAGUUGCAGAGUCAGACGCCGCAGCCCGUCGCUGUCGCAUAA
This is a messenger RNA of Cladophialophora immunda, 1174 nucleotides long. RefSeq lists its product as uncharacterized. The transcript is spliced from 2 exons. NCBI's taxonomy places the organism in Eukaryota, Fungi, Ascomycota, Eurotiomycetes, Chaetothyriales, Herpotrichiellaceae. Bases 188 to 1174 code for a protein of 328 amino acids. The record is from RefSeq and is a predicted model, not a curated record.